Molecule: messenger RNA, 345 nt
Organism: Pseudovirgaria hyperparasitica
Lineage: Eukaryota; Fungi; Ascomycota; Dothideomycetes; Acrospermales; Acrospermaceae
Product: Cloroperoxidase
Exons: 2
Coding region: 1-345 (114 amino acids)
Molecular function (GO): peroxidase activity
Source: RefSeq, a predicted model, not a curated record
AUGAAGGCUACCUACCUUGCCCUCAGCUCCCUGUUCCAUAUAGCACAAGGCCAACUCGAGGAAGGAUACUGGAAAAAAGCAGGUCCCAAUGACUUUCGUGGACCAUGCCCAAUGAUGAACACGUUGGCCAACCAUGGCUUCCUACCUCGAGACGGCCGCAACAUCACUGUCGAAAACGCCGUUCAUGCCCUGGUAUCAGGCCUAAAUUUUGACUCAUCGCUGGCUGCGAUAAUGUGGCAGGAAGCAGUCAUUGUGCCGAGUGCAGUACUCAGAGGGUGCUAUAUUAUCUACCGAAGGGUCUGUAAUAGAGCAAAGGAGAUAGAAAUACUCUCAAUAAGUCUUUAA